AUGCAAGGUAAACUGGGCAUAAGUUAUGAAGAUAUCACGAAUAUUUUACAAGCAGUAUACGAAACCGUUAUUAUUAUAUUGUGUUAUAAUUAUUAUAUUCACAGAUCGUUAAGAGCAAUCCAGUUGGCAGAAAAAGAAAUAACUAUACAAGCACCAUGGGGCAAACUUAGAGGACUAACAUGGGGUACGGAGGGCGCCCCACCAGUGUUCCUCUGCCCCGGUCGGAUGGACUCGUGCUCCGGAUUCCGUCCUCUCUUGCAGCUUCUGCCGCGCUGUUUCUACUAUGUGGCUGUGGAUCUCCCGGGGAAUGGCGGGUCAGACCACUUACCGCGCGGCGUGCAACUGAACGCCAUGGACUAUGUGCCCACCGUGAAGGUCGUUAAGGAACACUUCAAAUGGGACAAGUUCAUGUACGUGGGACACUCACUCGGUGCGAUGCUGGGUAAAUACUUCAACAUCGCCUACCCUGGCCACAUCACGCGCAUGGUCGAGCUAGACCCGAUCCCGGCUCACGAAUGCUGCAGCCAAGACGUUCAGGGCGUCCGUCAGUGGUACCACUUACACUAUCAUAGUUAUUACGAGCAGUAUGGCAAGCUUAAUGGAGGUGGGGAGGCACCGAAGUAUACUUACGAAAAGGCUUUGGAAAUGCUGAUGAAGGCCCGUGGUCUUCACAAGGAAGCUGCCGAACAUGUCAUUGAGAGAGUGCUAUCACCUGCUGGAGACGGCCUAUUUAGAUUUACUCACGACCAACGCCAAAAAUCCUUCACCCGCAUGCCUUUCUCGGGCGACGCUUACCGCGCCAUCUAUACAGCCACCACGACACCAACGUUCGGCGUGCUCGCUCAAAAUACCAUAGACGCUGGAGGAUACGACCAGACGCCGUUCGUAAAGGACCCUGCGUGCUGGCCGAACGGGAACUACAGUGUGAAGAUAGUGGAAGGCGGGCAUGACGUGCAUAUAAGCCAUCCGGAGCGCAUGGCGGAUGAUGUUAGCCAGUUUUUAUUGAAAGAUGUUAAAGCUAAAUUAUAA
This is a messenger RNA of Cydia amplana, 1029 nucleotides long. Its product is annotated as serine hydrolase-like protein. The record is from RefSeq and is a predicted model, not a curated record. Bases 1 to 1029 code for a protein of 342 amino acids. Gene Ontology annotation, biological process: acylglycerol catabolic process. Gene Ontology annotation, cellular component: mitochondrion. The transcript is spliced from 8 exons. NCBI's taxonomy places the organism in Eukaryota, Metazoa, Arthropoda, Insecta, Lepidoptera, Tortricidae. Gene Ontology annotation, molecular function: monoacylglycerol lipase activity.